AUGUCCACUCGUACCCGAAAGGCUGCGCCCGCGGCUGCGACAAAGGCAAAGACUGCCAAAGCAAAAGACACCAAGAAGACGACUCCCGAGCCACCGCGGAAGAGACGUGCAAGUGUGCAAGAAGAGGAAUCGCCUAAAGCUGCUACAAAGGCAUUGGCAUCUCCCAAGGCUGCUAAAGCUGUGCCAGAAGCAUCGGUCGCCCCUGCAAAGAAGACCACGAAGCGGAAGGCUGAAGACCAUGUUGAGGAUGAACCUCAUGUCAACGGCGUGAAAAGACCCAAAGUUGCCACGAAGCCUGCACCUGAAGUCAAAGAAGCCGAGCCGCCCAAACGCGAAGCUGCUGCACCAGCAAAGACCACUGCUGCUAAGAAGUCCAAGGCAGCGAAGGCCGAGAUCAAUCACCCUCCUACUCAGAAACUGAGUGUUUUCGUUUUUGGAGAGGGGUCAUCGGGUGAACUCGGCCUGGGAAGCGCCAAAGGUCAGACAGAAGUCAAGAGACCGCGUUACAAUCCCAACCUAGGUCCUGAUGUCGGUGUCGUGGCGCUAUCCGUGGGUGGGAUGCACACAGCGGCCUUGACUCAUGACAACAAGAUUUUGACAUGGGGCGUCAAUGACCAGGGCGCGUUAGGCCGAGACACCGCGUGGGAAGGCGGUCUUAGAGACAUGGAUGAGGACGAAGGCAGUGACUCGGACUCUGACUCUGGUUCAGAGACGGCUGUCAAUCCUAGAGAGUCUACUCCAGGCGAAGUCGACUUGUCUGGCGUGCCUGAAAAUGUUGUGUUCACUCAGGUUGCCUGCACCGACAGUGCUACGUUCGCUCUAACAACCACCGGUGAAGUCUACGGAUGGGGAACUUUCCGCUCAAACGAAGGCAUUUUCGGAUUUGAUCCUACCACAUUGAUUCAACUGCGACCAAAAUUGAUCAGUGGCCUCAGCAAGAUUGUUCAACUGGCAACAGGAGCCAACCAUGUCCUAGCGCUGCAGAGUAACGGCGCUGUCUUUUGCUGGGGCUCAGGACAGCAGAACCAGCUUGGCAGAAGGAUAUUGGAGAGAAGAGCAACCAACAGCUUGGUGCCAAUGGCUAUCGGCACGCUCAAGAAAGUCGAUUACGUCGGUGCUGGAGCUUACAAUUCCUUCGCUGUGAAACAAACCGGAGAGGUAUAUUCGUGGGGCUUGAACAAUUUUGGCCAGACAGGCGUCCCCAAAGAGUUUGAUGAUAGUGGGAACAGCAAGGGCAACGACGUACAUAUGCCUAUUAUCGUCAAAACGCUCAGCGGAAAAGGAAAAGUGACUUGUAUUCAAGGAGGUUCGCACCACACGGUGGCUGUCACCGACAAGAACGAGCUACUCGUCUGGGGAAGGAUCGAUGGUAAUCAGUCGGGCCUCAAGGUCAAAGAACUCCGAGAGGACGACAUUGUGCGGGAUUCAGCCGGCCUUCCUCGAAUCCUGGUCGUGCCAACACAAGUUCCCAAUAUCCAGGCCGUCACGGCCGCAGCUGGAUCCGAUCAUUGCAUUGCUAUCGACAAGAACGGCAAGGCAUGGUCAUGGGGAUUCAGCACCACCUAUCAGACUGGACAAGGCGUCGAUGACGAUGUUGAGCUGGCAACUAUGAUUGACAACACGGCAGUCAGGGAUAAGAAGCUGCUCUGGGCUGGAGCUGGCAGCCAGUUCAGCGUCGUGGCCGGAGUUCCUCAGCCGCAGGUCAACGGCGUGAAUGGACACGCUUGA
This is a messenger RNA of Cladophialophora yegresii CBS 114405, 1728 nucleotides long. RefSeq lists its product as uncharacterized. The record is from RefSeq and is a predicted model, not a curated record. Gene Ontology annotation, cellular component: cytoplasm. Lineage: Eukaryota; Fungi; Ascomycota; Eurotiomycetes; Chaetothyriales; Herpotrichiellaceae. Gene Ontology annotation, molecular function: guanyl-nucleotide exchange factor activity. The transcript has a single exon. The coding region runs from base 1 to 1728 and encodes 575 amino acids.